CUGGUGGGUGUGGGAUAGUGUGUGUUGUAACAUAGAGAUAGUGAAGCUGUAACACGGUAGACCACGAAACUCAUUGCCUGCGUUCUGUUCAAGCGCCUUCGUAAGCACAUCAAAAUAUGGACACCCUUAGCAGGUGCUAGCUAUGGAUGUGUUAUGGUGAUACCAUGUUUAAAUGACAGAAGGUGGAAUACUUGAUAGAAUGUAUCCAUGUUAUGACAUCGGAGAGUCCCCAUAGGGUCAUGAUACAACAUGGUGCAGUACGAUACAAGGAUACUUGAGUGAGUAUCAAGGAUCUUGGGUGGUUACAUGAUCGAUGAGGAUCUUCAAAGGAACAGAACAUAGAACUGUAAUAUGUGUAAUGUCUUUGUCUUUCGUCUUUCGUCUUUGAGAUGAACGCUAACAACCUACCAUGAUAGGUUGGAGUUUAAAGUCAUGUAGCUACAGACUAGCUUGUGGUGGCAUUGUCCUCGGAUUUCUUCAAUUCGUUGUCGGCUUUGGUCUGCCAGCUUGGAAGCGAGAUGCACGUGUCAUUUCUGGGUUGUGGCAGAAUUGCACCGCCUCUCUUUCCAAGUGUGAGUCCUAUUCUACACACAGUGGAGAAGGUUGGUUCGACGCUGUGAGGGCAGUAGAGGCCGUAGCUCUUGUUAACUACUGCAUAUGUCUUGUCAUCUUAUGUGAGCUGAACUGUACAUCCCGCAACAUUCACGCUGUCAGAUGUGACAGAUUCGGCCUCCCAGCGUUGUGUGUCUGUACGGGUGUUCUGGGUCUCGCUGGAGGAGUGGUUUAUGCUGUGUGUGAAGCCGACGGACACUCCACGUUUUCCUCCGGACUCUAUCUUGUAUUGGUGGGUUCUACGUUUGGCCUCCUGUGUGGGGUCUUUUUGUUGUGUCAUAAACCAAAGCUGUAUGAGGAUGAACUUGAUCUUGACAGCAUCCGCAGCGCACCUGUAUUCAGCUCCACCAUCAACCCAGUGUUUGUUGAACCAAGUCCCUUGCGAGCUGCUGAAACUGAAGUGUUUUACUAAAUACACUCAAUGGAGCUAUUGAAUAAUUCAUUGUUAACCACACCUAGUAGGCAUACCAUAACUACACUAGUCAUAUACAUCCUGCUGCUGAAGACAUUUCGAAUUAUUUCCACGACCCAUCGUUAUUGAUAACGAUUGAAAACAAACGAUUUGAUGUACACUAGAAUCCACGCAAUGUUGUGUUACUUUAAAUAUAUUCUUAUGUUAGCAUUUAAAUAUUGUAAUAUUCAAAUUACAAGUUUUUUCACUUCUUAACACGAACUAUUUAUAUGUCUACAGUAUGUAUUACUGUUAAUAAAAUAACGGUACAAUACGAUGACACGUAAUCAGCAGCCACGUUAUAACCAUAAGAUUGAAUGAGUGAGUGAUAUAUUCCAGCAAUAUCACGGUGGGGUACCCCAGAAGUAGGCUUCACACAUUGUACCCAUGUGGGGAAUUGAACCCGGGUAUACUGCGUGACGAGCGAACGCUUUAACCGCUAGGCUACCCCACCGCCCUUGUUACCAUAUGAACCUUUCCAGUCGGGUGUGACGCUUUAUUGCACAACAUGUGUAUCGCGUGCAUACACGUACUUGUACAUGUAGAAAAUGGAAGAAUAACAUUUAUGUUUACCGAA
Molecule: messenger RNA, 1640 nt
Organism: Haliotis rufescens (red abalone)
Lineage: Eukaryota; Metazoa; Mollusca; Gastropoda; Lepetellida; Haliotidae
Exons: 3
Coding region: 410-1024 (204 amino acids)
Source: RefSeq, a predicted model, not a curated record